CAACAUAUUUACCUGACACAACUAAUUUGCCAUUAUUACAGAAUUCCCAUUCGUAAAACUACAUAAAAUGGGCAACUGGCAUCUUAACACUGUGAUAUCCUGUGACAUAAUAGGUUCAUUUGUCAAAGGCCGUCUGGUUCUGGCCGAGUUAAGGACUACGUCAGCGCGCAUUCAGGUCUGCAAUGGAGGCUCAUCUUGGAACACGUUUUUCUAGCUUCGUUUGUUUUCUAGGCUUCUGUUUGUUGCAAAAAAUUCCUGUUGCUGAGAACUUCCUGAAAGAGACUGAUGUACAAAUGAUCUGCACGGAAGGGAAUUUCUGCGCAAGGUAUGUGGCCGUUCCCACGGACGGGUCACAGGGCUUGGUGGCGGUGUGGGCGGGGAACGGCGUGGCUGUGACGGUCCUCGGUCGCGUCAACCUCAACAUCCCGGCGACGUCACAGGCCGGCUGGAUGGACUUCAGCAUAGAAAAACGAGGUACUAAGUAUUGUGUUCACUCGGAGUCGCAUCCUGGGCUGAAGUUCUGUGACAAGGAUGUGGAUCAGGUGACGUUUACUAGUAAUAUUCAGACGAUGUGGAGAUUUAAACCAAAGGCAGUGGCUUUGGGUUUAAUGGCGUCGAGGCCAAAGUGCAAGCAAUACUACGUCCUCUCUUUCCGUAUGGAUAUUGGGAGCACCCCGACGAAGCUCUUUUGGCAGCCCGGUAAAACGGGACGUUCCCUGAACAUCGGCUUGUAUCACGCUAAUGGUCGAUAUGACGAAUACCUAAUCGCAGAAAAAGCAUCAACGCGAAAUCUAUAUGACAUCACAUUUCAGCGUGCGUUCACUAAUACCUCCUGCGUUCUGAUGAGCUCGAGUCUCGAUAUGUCAAACACUUGUCUGCAGGACCAAAGAGAAGCAAAUAUAAUUUACUUUAAAAGCACUGACAAUUUCGGGUUAAAGGCACCCAGCUACUUUACAGGCGACUGCAGAGAGAAAGCCGGUUACAAGCGUCUCUGCAAGAACGGGACUUUCUGUGCGAGGCACGUGGGUCUUCCUAUAGACGACAUGCCCCGUGCAGUGAGUGUGUGGGCCGGCGAGGGCACCGCGGUGGUGGUCCACGGCCCAGUCGAUGUGCUUUUGCCGUCCGAUUCAGUAGCCGGAUGGUUUAACUUCACUACAGCGCGACGCGAAUCGAAGUAUUGUGUUACCUCGGAGUUCUUUCCGAUGCAUGAAUUUUGUAAUGCUUCUAUGAACCGGCUGACGCUUGCCAGUAAUCUGGAGACAGAGUGGAGGGUUCGUCCUGCGAAUGGAAAUGCUGCAUGCAGCCACUACCGCCUCCUCUCUUUACACCUGGAUGUACAGGAUUCGCCAACUAAGCUGUUGUGGCGGAGGAUCAAAGAAUGGACUAUUUUGCGAUUGGGUUUUCGCAAUUCUGGAGGGGAAUAUGAGGAAUUUUCAGUCUACCCAUUACUAAACUCACAACCCUGGUUCGACCUCACAAUUCAGCGUUUGUUGAAUAAUACUGCAUCAGAAACCCACUGUGUUGUCAGGAGUUUUGCUCUCAACGUGGAGCACGUUUGCCGUUCGAUUCCGGGAAAUAUAGAGGUCGUUCACCUUAGGAGUCUCGAUUACUCAGGGGCAGGAGUUCCCAGCUACUUCGCCGUGAACUGCAGCGGCAACACAGAGCCAAGCCUGCAUUCUACCCGUGGCAUCGACUGGCGCGUGACUGUCCUUCCACCGCUUUCCGUCCUCGUGACCGUCCUUGUCACCUCGCUCGAAUGUGUCUUGAAAACAAGGUCAUGCAGGUACCGAGAGACCGCUCAGAAUGACCCUGACGGCCCUCCAGCUCCUCAAUCGCCUUCCUGUCUCGUGGUGCCACUUCUCUCUCCUGUCAACGAGAACAUCGAGUUGGAUAACAUGAGACCCCAACGAGUUAGGGAGUUUGGAGAAGUGGAUUUCCUCAACGAUCCUGUUGAUAAUAAGACUCGUGCAGAUUCUGUCGAUGGUGGGACUGGCGCGAAUUUCCCCAGCACUUCGGAUGAUAAUUGGACUGAUGCGAAUUCCAUCUACGUUUCUUUUGAUGGGCGCGUCGAGGGCGUGGACAGUGAAGAGGAAGAGGAAAGCAAGGAUGAAAGAUGAUGUCUCCGCCUUGACUGUCCCCAAGACCUCGUCAUGUUCGUGGUGGUCCUCCUAGGGAAAGCACGUGAUCCAGCGAAAUUCUAAGGCGCGACCCCCCCCCCCCUACAAACACACUCCUCCUCCUCUCCAGGCUCCCUC
Penaeus monodon (black tiger shrimp) is the source of this 2255-nucleotide messenger RNA. RefSeq lists its product as uncharacterized. NCBI's taxonomy places the organism in Eukaryota, Metazoa, Arthropoda, Malacostraca, Decapoda, Penaeidae. The record is from RefSeq and is a predicted model, not a curated record.